UCCGCCAGCUACGCCCAGACAGGAAGAAAAACACACUUUAGCAGCCGCCACAUACGUCCUAUCGGAUUUGAAUGAGGAACUAUGGAGUACGUACUUUCUUCUCCGGCGAAAAACAGCCGAAACGUUGCCUUUUUAUGCGUUGCCCGCAUCAACACAUCCCUUCCUUCUAUGGACAGCACUGACUCCCACGAGGUGUUAAAAGGCCUUCGCUAUAUGUCAGCGACUCUUCAGAGAGGCUAUCGGCGUGUCCAGAGGGGAUGAUGGCAAAGGGAAAGUCUGUUAAUAUAGACAGCACUUGUUCGUCUUUUCUUCGUGACCAGUUCACCUAUUACGACAUUCUUGCAAAAGACUGUCGACAGAGUACUGUGAUUAUUUUUUUUUUUUCCCCUCGCUGAGUGGCCAUGCUAGGAAUUAUGCUAUUUGUAAAGGAAUGCUUUGCUUUCUCUUGGUGUUAGCUCCGCAGUGGAUUCAUGGCCAACAGUAACAACAUGCUCGUGGCCUCUGCUGUGGUGGUGUGGGAAUGGCUGAACGAACACGGUCGGUGGCGGCCCUACAGCCCAGCCGUCUCCCAUCAAAUAGAGGCGGCCAUUCGGAGUGGAGAUACCCGCGGGGGGAGCGUGGUCCUCGGCCAGGUGGAGAGUCGACUCUCUCCGUACAUAAUUGAUCUCCAAUCCAUGCACCAGUUCAGACAAGACACAGGAACUAUCCGUCCAGUGAGGAGGAGUUUUUAUGACCCAGCUUCAGCCCUAGGACAAGGCUGGCAGUGGGAGUGGGAAAAUGAUGCAGGUUCAUGGACACCCUAUGACAUCGAGGUGGCUAUCGCCAUCGAGAAUGCUCAUAUCUGCCAGCAACCCUCCCUUGACUUGACACCCCUCGGCUUCUGCUACCUAAUUGAUUUUCCGAACAUGACACAGGUGAAUAGACAGAGCCAGAGGUGUCGAAGGAUUCAGCGACGUUCUGACAUGGCCUAUCCGCUAGUGUCUGGACCUCUUCCAUUGCCAAAAGUAGGAGGUGGAGGUGUAGGAGGAGGAUUGACAGGUGCCCUGCUCGGUGUUGGAAUAUCAGGGGCCAGCAGGGGAACUGGGGGCUCUGUUUACUCGAACGGGGGCAUAAUGACGACAGGACUGGGCCAGCCUUGCUCCUGCCAGCAAUGCAUGCUUGUCUUUAGUGUGAAAACAAACACAGGAGUAGCAGGAACAGGGAUACAAACUCUAGGUAAACGCUCACUAACAAUACAGCGGCUUAGGACCUCAGCACCCACCGGCUCAAAACCUUUGAAUCCACCUCAAUCAGCCACACUGCAGAGAGGGCAGCUCCUGAAGUCCAACUGCAACACCUAUCAGACACUGCCACAUGGCCUCGCCAUCUCUAAAAACACUGCAUCGCCAAGAAGGAAUGCCCAGCUCUUUGCUCAAUCACUAGCUGCCCUCACCACAGGGACCUCCACUCUUGGUAUCUCCUCAUCUUCCAGGCCGCCUCCUCCGUCACUCCCGCCACCUCAGCCACCAUCAUUCAACAUGAUUGUGAAUCCUCCGUCCAUUCCAGCCAAACAUUCCUCAUCUUCAGCCAACAAAUCAGUGCCAACUGCCACAUUAAUUACCCCGGCUAACACUGUGACCACACCCCCAUCCCCUGUGCCAUCUCCGUCGCCAGCAGUAAUGAAGCCACAACGUGCACCAUUGUCUGCAUCCAAAGUGUGCCAUGCGCCACUACCACAGAGAUCAAGCUUAGCUGGACUGAGUAGACCAGCAUUGCAGAGAAUUGCCAUGGCCCAGUCAAGAGCACUUAUAGCAUCAGGUGUGCCCACUGUGCCUGUAAAAAAUCUGAAUGGAUCAAGUCCUGUUCACCCUGCACUGGCAGGGAUCACAGGAAUUUUGAUGAGUGCUGCUGCUCUGCCUGUGUGUCUUACAAGGCCUCCUAAACUUGUAUUACACCCUCCACCUGUUAGCAAGAGUGACAUUAAACCAGUGCCAGGCUUUGGCCACUGCUGCAGAAAGACCACCAAGAAACAGGCUCGCAAGGGUAAGACUCCAGAGGAUGUGGUAAAGAAGUACCUGCAGAAAGUAAAGAGUCCACCAGAUGAGGAUUGUACCAUAUGUAUGGAACCUCUAGCGGGUCCUUCUGGAUACAAAGGUCCAGGGGUGGGACCUGUUUCCAGAGCAGAAUCUGUUGGGCGACUAGCACAGUGUGGACACCAGUACCACUUCCAGUGUCUGGUGGCCAUGUAUAAUAAUGGCAACAAGGACGGCAGUCUUCAGUGUCCCACGUGUAAAACCAUCUAUGGUGUAAAGACUGGGAACCAACCAGCAGGGAAGAUGGAGUACCAUAUUAUCCCUCACUCACUACCAGGGCAUCCCGACUGCAAAACCAUUCGCAUAAUCUAUAACAUCCCACCAGGCAUUCAGGGACCAGAGCAUCCGAAUCCAGGGAAGCCCUUCACAGCCAGAGGCUUCCCAAGACACUGCUACCUCCCAGACAGUGACAAGGGACGCAAGGUAUUGAGACUGCUCCUGGUAGCGUGGGACCGUAGGUUGAUCUUUUCAGUUGGGACUUCAAGCACUACAGGAGAAUCUGACACAGUCAUAUGGAAUGAGGUCCACCACAAAACAGAGUUUGGUUCCAACCUGACAGGUCAUGGCUUCCCUGACCCUGGACACCUAGACAAUGUUCUGGAGGAGCUCCGAGCUCAGGGGAUCACAGAAGAUGAUGGAUUGACAGAAAAUUGACAAGAUAUGACAAGGGGAAGAAAAAUCAUCCUCACCAGAUAACAGAAGCAAGAAGCGGACAAGAGGCAGUCAAGUCUGGCAGUAUUGUAAAGGGGCGCAGCAAACAUUUGGAGUGUUUUUUGUUCAAAUAACCACUUUUUUAAAUAUUGAUUUUGUUACUGGUAGUGACCCUGUCAUUCCAAUGCUGUAUAAUUAAAUACUUAUUAAAGGAAUGAGUAGAAGGAAAAACAGCCAGAGGAAAGAGGUGUUUUUUGCAACUCAGGAUCUAGGUACUAAAAGUCCACAAGUGAAAGUGAAAUGGUACUGAUAACGAACAACCAAAACAAGUUUACUUUACUGAGUUAAAUAGUAGAAGAUGGUCUGUCUGAGUGGGGGGGGGGG
This is a messenger RNA of Phycodurus eques (leafy seadragon), 3107 nucleotides long. RefSeq names its product E3 ubiquitin-protein ligase DTX4-like. Gene Ontology annotation, cellular component: nucleoplasm. NCBI's taxonomy places the organism in Eukaryota, Metazoa, Chordata, Actinopteri, Syngnathiformes, Syngnathidae. The transcript has 12 exons. Gene Ontology annotation, molecular function: zinc ion binding; ubiquitin protein ligase activity. Gene Ontology annotation, biological process: protein ubiquitination; Notch signaling pathway. The record is from RefSeq and is a predicted model, not a curated record. The coding region runs from base 471 to 2726 and encodes 751 amino acids.